Molecule: messenger RNA, 2056 nt
Organism: Exophiala oligosperma
Lineage: Eukaryota; Fungi; Ascomycota; Eurotiomycetes; Chaetothyriales; Herpotrichiellaceae
Exons: 2
Coding region: 288-1394 (368 amino acids)
Biological process (GO): fatty acid metabolic process
Molecular function (GO): fatty-acyl-CoA binding
Source: RefSeq, a predicted model, not a curated record
UCCCAUCAACUUGUCAAAUGCCUUCCGGUAGUAAUCAGAGGGACACUCUUUACAACCCCCUACACUUCGACGCCACCCAUGUCUCUUUAACAACCUCCUCCCUGUCCUCUUCUUCAUCUCUAUCCACGCAAUCAGAUAUUCACCUCACACGAUCUUCUCCGCAUAAUCUCCCCGGCACAGGCCCAUCUAUGACACCGUCUCCUUGAUACGCAUCCCACCCUCGAGGGGGAUAUUUCCGCCUAUACCUCACUUACUCAAGCAAUCUAGUCCACGGUGUUACUGAAGUCAUGUCUGACUCUGUCGAUCGCGUGUUUGUGCAUGCUCUAGCGACCGUCCGCCGGCUGCCACGAACAGGAUCGUCGAGGCCUCCACCCUCGGCGCGCCUUCAACUCUAUGGACUCUACAAACAGUCCAUGGAGGGGGACGUCGAGUCGAUUCUUCCUCGUCCCACCUUACCCACCGUAUCGCCAGACCCCAACAAUUCGAGGUCGAAUAACGUCCAUCGCUAUGCUUCGCGCGAUCUACGCAUCCGAGAAGCUGAGGCCGAGAUCGAGAAAUGGGAUGCAUGGCACAGCUGUGCAGGGAUGUCCCGGACAGAAGCCAAGAGACGCUACAUCAGCACAUUAAUUGAGACGAUGAAGGAAUAUGCAAGCGGAACGCAGGAGGCACGUGAGCUUGUGGCCGAACUUGAGUUCGUAUGGAACCAGAUAAAGAGCCAAACCGGGAGUUCGGAGGACGAGGACGCCGACUCGCCCACGCGACGACUGGAAAGGGCUGGCCUCAAACAGACCCAAAGCUUUGGCAGUGAACCCCCAAGUCAGGGUAGUAGAUCUGGUCGACCAAGCCAAGCCCUCGGGCGAUUACAGUCCGAUCCGAAUCACCUGCGAGUCUUGUCGCCGGUGUCACAGGGUGAUAGUGAUGGGGUUGUGGAAGGCGAAGAGAUUGAUCCCGAGACAGGUGCGCUUGUUGGGCCCGUCAGAUCAGAACAGUCACCUGUUCCUGCGUCUGAAUGGAGAAAAAGUAUCGAGGAACAUCUGAGGCAUUUGUCAACCGAGGUGGCCGCAUUGCGCGAACAGUUAUCAGCAAACCAUUUACUUUCGUCCCAGUCCUUUUCUCCGUCUCUAACCUCCAGACGACGGAGAAUCUUCUACAGAGUCUCUGCCUGGGCCAAAUGGUUGACCUGGGUUUUGGUGAGACAAUUGAUCUUGGAUGCAGGACUAGUGCUAGCCUUCAUCCUAUGGGCUCGAUGGAAGGGGUAUAAGGAACGCAGAGUCGAAGAUUGGGCAAGACGACGGUGGAACGAGCUUCGUAGAGGGUUCGCAAUCCUUGACACAUGGCUCAAAAGAACAUUUCCCCUGCCGACAAACCGAAUACCAGGAAUUUCCAAGGGCUAAGAAUGUCUCGGGUGCCACGAACUCUUUUGCGAAUUGUUAUGUGGUCAUACACUUCGCCCCAGGACCGACAAAGAUGUAAGCGCCAUCAAUCAGGGUCAUGGCAUGCACAAUCAUCAUUUAGCGAGUCACGGCCAGUACAUGGUCAAGGCCGUCCGUCUCACGCGGGGGUCCCGUAUCACAGCUGCCGUAUUGACUGAAAGUCGACGACUGGUGCAACAGAGCCAGAGCUUGAUUCCAGCUCCGAGACAUAUCUCAAAACUUCAGCAUGGCUAUAUUUUCAUACUUUACACAACCUUGAUCUGGACUACCUUCUCAGCCAUGCGAUGUGACAGUUAAUUCUGUUUCUCAACAAAAGUACCGAUGUUGGUCUUCGACGUCGACCCCAAGAAGAUCAAUGGACUCAAAUACGAUGAUAUGAGUGUUCGCAUUGCGAUGGAUUUCUUUGUUCUGGAUCUAGUACCUUACGACAAAAAGGUCUCAAUCUCGGGAUACAUUUUUCGUUUUUGUUUUUGUCCUCGUUUUUGUCCUUGUAUAGCAUAGAUAUGCAGAUGUCAGUAUUGAGCUGAUCCGAGAUGAGUUUGGCCUAGCUGAGAAAAAGAAGCCACCAGACAUUUUUAAUUGCCAUGUUGGUUGGAUAUGGAUAGAUGAUCAUGACGACGAAC